Molecule: messenger RNA, 3358 nt
Organism: Formica exsecta
Lineage: Eukaryota; Metazoa; Arthropoda; Insecta; Hymenoptera; Formicidae
Product: cytochrome P450 9e2-like
Exons: 1
Coding region: 167-1684 (505 amino acids)
Molecular function (GO): iron ion binding; heme binding; oxidoreductase activity, acting on paired donors, with incorporation or reduction of molecular oxygen
Source: RefSeq, a predicted model, not a curated record
GAUUUAGGGAUUUCGUAGUCCAUACUAUCGAUGUCGAUGCAGUAAUCCAUAGCAUCUCGAGUUGAAGACUACGUGCGUACUAAAUCGUAUCAAGUUUUACAUUCGUUUACUGGUUCGUGAACAAAUUCCAAAUAAGAUUAAAUAUUCAAAUAAUAUUUGAGUGAAUAUGGAAUACUGGUGGAUACUGUUGUCGACGACGAUCGGAACUCUUGGAGCUAUCCAUUAUCUCUGCAGAAAUUACAAUUUCUUUCAAAGACGCGGUGUCAUCUACAUACCGCCUGUUCCAAUAUUGGGCGCCAUGGUGCCGGUCAUAUUUCGUCGAAUAUCAUUUGCCGAUUUUAUCCGUAAGAUAUAUAAUUUCAAUCCGAAUGCAAAAUACUAUGGAUUUUACGCUACAACAAAUCCGGUCAUUUUGCUUCGCGAUUUGGAACUUAUUAAAGCCGUUCUUGUUAAAAAUUUCGAGGCGUUUCCCGAUCGUCCCAGUUUUAUCGAUUCGGAUGAAUUCUUGGUUACGCAGAAUCUAUUUUCCCUUCACGGAGAAAAGUGGCGGAACAUGAGAAAUCUGUUGAGUUUCUGCUUUACGUCCGGUAAGAUAAAGACCAUGUUUGCAUUGAUGUCAGAAUGUGCUGUGAAUUUUACUAAAUCUCUAUCAACUUUACCAACGAAUAAUAACGGUGUUGAUAUGAAAGACCUCUUCGCGAAAUAUACGAACGACGUCAUCGCCAUAUGCGUUUACGGAAUCAAAGUUGAUUCUAUGAAGGAUUCGACAAACAAGUUCUAUAUUUACGGCAAAAACAUCUCAGAGACUAACAUCGCAAAGCUUGUUUUUUUUCGAACCUUUCCCAGACUCUGGCGAAUUCUCAAUUUAAAGUUAAUAAACAAACGUGUGUCGAACUUUUUCAAAAACAUUAUAAGAGUCACACUCGCCACACGUGAUGUCGAACAUGUUGUACAUUCGGAUAUGAUACAAUUAAUGAUGAACAUCAGGGACAAAGAGGGUCGAAGAAAGUUGAAUAUCGACGAAAUAGCCGCGCAAAUAUUCUUCUUUUUCCUUGGCGGUUUUGAGACCAUCUCAACUACGUUAUCUUUCGCAGCUUAUGAAAUCGCGGUUAACCCGGAAGUUCAGAUUAGACUGCGACGAGAGAUUGACAAAAUUCUGAAAGAAUCGAAUUCCGGAGAAGUGACCUAUGAAACUAUUAAUCAUCUCGAAUAUCUAGAUGCGGUCGUAAACGAAGUUCUCAGAUUUUAUCCACCGACUUUCUUGGAAAGAGUAUGCGACAAAAGUUAUGAAUUACCACCUGCAUUGCCGGGCGAGAAGCCCUUUGUUAUGAAGAAGGGCACGAUUUGCUGGAUCCCAGUUUUCGCGAUCCAUCGUGAUGAGAAGUACUACGAAGAUCCGGAUAGAUUUUAUCCAGAAAGAUUUUUGAACAAUAAGACGUAUCACAACUCGUUUCGCUACAUGUCUUUUGGAUUAGGACCAAGGAUGUGCCUAGGCAAUAGGUUCGCUAUACUGAAAAUCAAGCUCUUGCUGUUUCAUCUGUUAGCGAGAUACGAACUGAAACCGUGCGCGAAAACCACAAUACCGUUAAGAUUUAGCAAGAAAGAUCUGUUAAUGAAGCCGGAAGGUGGAUUCUGGUUGAAUGUUCAGCGUAGAGACAAUAAUACAUAUCCUACAUCCACAUAGAAAAGAAUUCUGGAAUUGAAUAAAAUUUUAAUCAAAUUCCUUCGAAAAAUCACAAAUUCCGUUUGAAAAAUCAAUAAAAAUUUAAAUCAGAAGUGCAAUAGUUAAAUACAAAAAUAUAGAAAUGGAGUAAAAAAAUAAUGCGUAUCGUGUAAUGAGCUCUCAAAAGUGACAAAAAAUGGAAAUCUUGAAUCUGAGAACUCUAUGCAAAAAGAUGAAAAUUGAAACAACACGUAUUACAUUAUUUAUACAUCUAUAUUAGAUUUUUAUAUUUAUCUAAUGCAUGCUUGUUUUCUUCUAGAAUACAAUAUAUUUAUUUUCUUUGUGAGAUAAGCGUAGUGUAUAGCAAAAAUUUUUAAUUAUUUCAAUUAUGUUUUUUAAUAUUUCUUAUGUAUUAUGGUGUAGGUAAUGAGGUAAUAUAGAUAUACGUAUGUGAAAAAUGUGCAUGAGAUUAUUUUAAAAAUUAAUAUGUACUUCUGCACAUCAUUUAUGUUUUGUUAUGACGAAUGAAUUUGUCUGAAUCAUCGCGGAAAUUUUUGACUUUGAUCUCAUUUUACAAUCAAGAUUUUCAAGCCACCUGUUCUAACUCUUGCGCGAGCUCAUUAAAUAUUAUUCUCGUGCAAUAAGAAGAAUUUUGUGUAUUAUUCGAGGCCAACUUUCAAAUAACUAUCUCGAAAGGGAACGUUCAUUGAAUUUUCGCUUUUUUACGUAUUUUCCCUUCUUUCUCUUUCACUGUCAUUUAUAUAUUCAUCCGAUCAUUAUCUCACUAUUAUUAUCGUUGAUUUGAACGUAUCAUGAUUUUCAAGAUUUAUUCUUGAGAUUAAAUUAUUUGCCAGAAACUAUUAUGAAAUUUCACCAACUUAAUAAAAUGUGAAGAAACAUGUGUUUUUAAGUGCUAUAUAUAUUGUUUAUUAUAAAUUUAAAUUUAAAAUAAAGUGUAAGGCUCUAUAGAUAACAAUCUAAUAAGAAUGAAAAUUGGCAAUACGAGCCAAGCGCAGUUAUUUGGGCGCACACAAGUUUAUUUUAAAAAACAUCAAUGCAAAAUAUACAUAUGUGGAUAGCGGACGUUUCGGCUCUUUUUUGAGCCAUCUUCAGCGCACGGGUUUAAAUUAAAUCGCAAAUUCCUAAUCGGUUCGUAAUAUAUACAAGUUAGAAAUUAAAAAUAAAUAAAUAAAAGAUAAUAAAUAAAUAAAAAAAGUAUCGUCAAGAACGAGACAAACCGGUAUGUCUCAGUAGUAAUGCGUCCAGACAGACCGGUUUGGUAAAUAAAUUCUUUAACCAGUUUACUGGUAAUGACUCAUAUAUGGGCAUCAUGAAUAACUCCGCCAAUUUUUAACGGAUUUGCAUUAAACUUGAUACACCCAUGUUUUUUGGGUCGAUGACUAAUACGAAAUUAUUUACUCUUACCAGUUUUGGCACAAAACGUUGAUUUCGGGUCCACCAGUGAACUGGUUAAGAUAUCAUGUGUUCUUUUUUUACACAAAGCAUGAUUUAAUUCUCGCGAAGCUGUGUUAUAUAAAAAGAAAUGUAUUUCUACUCUAUUUUUUCAUUAUUCUCGAAAGAUAUAAAAUUAUAUAUUCCUUUUUGUACAAGUAUUCUUUUGAGGAGGAGAUUUCGUAAGCCGUAUUUAUUUCAAACACAUGUCAAUUAAUCUUAAAAUUGUGUAACCUCAUUAGA